UCGCGAAGUGAACAAGGACUUUCGCAGCUCCCGUUCGCAGCAUCGUUGGCAUUUCGCUUGAUCAAAUUAAAACAAAAAACAAACAAAACCAAUGCCGUAUUAAGACACAUCAGACACUUCUUCUUCUACUUCCACCAACCAAACAAACAAACAAACAAAACCAUCUCUACCUAGCCACUGUUGUACAAGUAAUCUAUUUCGCUACGACCCACUAUUCUGAUCAAUUCCACAGUCAAACACGUCGAAGUACUACUGCGCGCUACUACCUCUACUACGUACGUCCUACCACACGAAGUCGACGGGGUGUUUCCAUCGACGCCGUCGGCACUAACUUCUACACCCCCUCCCGUUGGCUUCUACGGCGAUCCUCGAAGCACAAAAGAAAGAGAGAGAGAGAGAGUGAGAGCGCAAGAGUGCGAAAAAUAGUAACGUCGACGAUCCUCUGCAGCUGCAUCGGCGAAACAAGUCGGUGUCAAAUACUGCGUGCGAAAAAGAGAGAGAGAUAGAGCGAGAGAGAGAGAGAGAGCGUUUGUGCAACAACGACACUUCUUCGAGCGCAUCCGCAUCCUUCGAUUGCCAGCGCAUCCUUCGCGAUCCUGUGCGUGUAAGCGUAAAAGGGCAAACUAGCGAUCAUACGUGCGUGGGUGUGUGUGUGUGUUUGGGGUUGUGGGAGCAACACAAAGAGAGCGAGCGUGCGGGGGGCUUAUUUUUGGUUUAAACACAAAAAUUGUUUGAUCUGCUUUUGCACAGCGUACAGCGAAAAUGAGCGAUCAGAAAGGCACACGCGUGUACGUCGGCAACCUCACCGACAAGGUGAAGAAGGAGGAUCUCGAGGGCGAAUUCACCAAGUACGGUAAAUUGAACUCAGUCUGGGUAGCUUUCAAUCCCCCAGGUUUCGCGUUCAUUGAGUUCGAAAACAAGGAAGAAGCGGAAACGGCCUGCGACAAUCUGAACGGCCAGGACAUCCUCGGUUCGAAGCUGCGCGUCGAAAUCUCGAAGGGUCGGCGGAACCCGCGCGGGGCCACCCGCGGUUUCCGUGGUCCACCGGGGCGAAACGGUGGCAGCGGCGGUAGCAGCAUCGGCAGCAGCGGUGGCAGCUUCCGGAAUGGCGGAUCUCGUGGUGGUUUCCGCGAUGGCGGCUCGAGCUAUCGAAGCGGUAGCAGCGGCGGUGGCGGCGGAAGCGGUGGUGGCAGCUUCCGCGGUGGAAGUCGCAGUUCUGGGCGGUUCGACGGUGGCUACGGCAGCGGUGGAGGCGGUGGCGGUGGCGGUCGGUCUACCGGCGGAUACAGCCGGGAUGGCGGACGAGACGGUGGUUACGGUAGCAGCGGUGGAAGCUUCGGUGGUGGUGGCGGAGGCGGUGGCUACGGGGGAGGUCGCAGCAGUGGUGGUGGGGGCGGACGUUUCCGUUCUCGAUCGCCGGUUGGUGGGCGCGGGCGGUACUAAAGCGGGGUGCCCAAGCUGUGCCGCAUUCCUUCGCUCAAAUCAUCCUUUCGGUAACCGUGAAGGUCCUUUUUUUCGUGUGGAAUAAACUCUGGUCGAUGGGGCUUCACGUAGCAUUUAAGCGAGAUCCUGUAUAUUUCGCGAUCGGGGCCUACAAAGUAUCCUUUCCCAUCUGUUCCGGCGUGUUAGCAUUAUCCUUUUUUUUUCAUUUCCCGUGAGUCCGGUGAGGGUUCACCAUAGCGUAGGACAAAGAAUUAAACAAGAUGAAAAAAAAAUCCCCAUCGGUUGUACGAUCACACUUUUAGGCUUAGGAACUAUUUGCAUUCGUACAGCGAAUGCAACAUGACAUGUUUUCGAAUACGGCAUAGCGUUAGAGCUUUUGUUUGUUUUCAUUUAGUGCAUAAAAAGGAAAAGAAUCCUUAGAGCUCCAUUCUUGUCUAAACCGGUAUCCGUUGACGAACGUAGGGACUUCUGUCUACGGCUCUCCAAACAGGUGGAACUACAUUCAUUUGUAAAACAUUUGUCAUAAGAGCACUACGAAAUCCCAUUUUAAUGACACGAACAGGAACUGUACAAGAUGUUUGAGUUAUUAUUUAUUUAACGCUCAUUAACGUGUAUCCGUGGUUUGUCGUCCAUUUCAACUGUGUCAAUGCUAGCCAAAACAAAAAUCCCUUAAAUGGACAAUUUUGCAUGAUUUCGUUAGCAUUUUAACGUACCCGGCGCGCGUGUGUAUGUGGCAAAGCACCGAACAUUUUAAAUACGAAAGCCCAACAAAUUAGCAUCAAAAAUGUAACAAGAUCCUUCUGCUUUCGGAAAUCGUGGCGAAAACAAAAAAAAACUCCGCAGCUCCACCACGAACGACAGUUUAGAGUUUUUAACCAGCGUGCUGGAUGUAGACAAAUUUAAACAAAAAAAAAACACAAGUACAUACACACCUUUAAAAAAUGCAUCGAGUGGAACUAUAACAAAAUGGAAUUAGAGUGCGAUUUGUGUCUUCGACAGCAUUAGUAGUACUACAGUUUAAAUUAGAUAUUUAUUUUGUGGCGCGUUCGCCUUCAGCACCAAAUGGUGCCCGCGAAGUGCCACACGCCGGUUCUCGGAUCUCACAAGUACGAAGAAGCGCGCUGUCCGUUGAGCAUGAGGAGAAAACGGAGAUACACGCGGUGAAAAAGGAAAAACUCGAUCCUUUUCGACGCUUCCAUGCCAAAAAAGAACGUUGUCGGCGGUUUCUUUUCACACUAGUUACGGACGGAGAAUAGUUUCGUAUUUGUACGACAACCACAUUCUUCCAGAGUCAAAUGAAAUACAAAUAAACUACAACAAAAUAAAAGUCAUGCUGGUAACCACCCC
This is a messenger RNA of Anopheles nili, 2790 nucleotides long. RefSeq names its product RNA-binding protein Rsf1 (gene Rsf1). The record is from RefSeq and is a predicted model, not a curated record. The coding region runs from base 763 to 1443 and encodes 226 amino acids. NCBI's taxonomy places the organism in Eukaryota, Metazoa, Arthropoda, Insecta, Diptera, Culicidae. The transcript has a single exon. Gene Ontology annotation, molecular function: RNA binding.